Molecule: messenger RNA, 1419 nt
Organism: Cebus imitator (Panamanian white-faced capuchin)
Lineage: Eukaryota; Metazoa; Chordata; Mammalia; Primates; Cebidae
Gene: ELAVL1
Product: ELAV like RNA binding protein 1
Exons: 6
Coding region: 184-1164 (326 amino acids)
Cellular component (GO): ribonucleoprotein complex
Molecular function (GO): RNA binding
Source: RefSeq, a predicted model, not a curated record
GCCGCGGGCCGGAGCGGGUCGUGCGCGCUGAGGAGGAGCCGCUGCUGCCGUCGCCGUCUCCGCCACCGCCGCCACCGCUACCGAGGCCGAGCGGAGCCGUUAGCGCCGCGCCGCCGCCGCCUCCCGCCCGCCCCGGAGCAGCCCCGGGCCCGCCCGCCCGCGUCCAGAUUUUUGAAAAAUACAAUGUCUAAUGGUUAUGAAGACCACAUGGCCGAAGACUGCAGGGGUGACAUCGGGAGAACGAAUUUGAUCGUCAACUACCUCCCUCAGAACAUGACCCAGGAUGAGUUACGAAGCCUGUUCAGCAGCAUUGGUGAAGUUGAAUCUGCAAAACUUAUUCGGGAUAAAGUAGCAGGACACAGCUUGGGCUAUGGCUUUGUCAACUACGUGACUGCAAAGGAUGCAGAGAGAGCAAUCAACACGCUGAAUGGCCUGAGGCUCCAAUCAAAAACCAUUAAGGUGUCGUACGCUCGUCCGAGCUCAGAGGUCAUCAAAGAUGCCAACUUGUACAUCAGUGGGCUCCCGCGGACCAUGACCCAGAAGGACGUAGAGGACAUGUUCUCUCGGUUUGGGCGGAUCAUCAACUCAAGGGUCCUCGUGGAUCAGACCACAGGUUUGUCCAGAGGGGUUGCGUUUAUCCGGUUUGACAAACGGUCGGAGGCAGAAGAGGCAAUUACCAGUUUCAAUGGUCAUAAACCCCCAGGUUCCUCUGAGCCCAUCACAGUGAAGUUUGCAGCCAAUCCCAACCAGAACAAAAAUGUGGCACUCCUCUCGCAGCUGUACCACUCGCCAGCGCGACGGUUUGGAGGCCCCGUUCACCACCAGGCGCAGAGAUUCAGGUUCUCCCCCAUGGGUGUCGAUCACAUGAGCGGGCUCUCUGGUGUCAACGUGCCCGGAAACGCCUCUUCGGGCUGGUGCAUUUUCAUCUACAACCUGGGGCAGGACGCCGAUGAGGGGAUCCUCUGGCAGAUGUUUGGGCCCUUUGGCGCCGUCACCAAUGUGAAAGUGAUCCGCGACUUCAACACCAACAAGUGCAAAGGGUUUGGCUUUGUGACCAUGACAAACUAUGAAGAAGCCGCGAUGGCCAUAGCCAGCCUGAAUGGCUACCGCCUGGGGGACAAGAUCUUACAGGUUUCCUUCAAAACCAACAAGUCCCACAAAUAACUCGCUCAUGUUUUUUUUUGUACGGAAUAGAUAAUUAAGAGUGAAGGCGUUGAAACUUUUCUUGUUAGUGUACAACUCAUUUUGCGCCAAUUUUCACAAGUGUUUGUCUUUGUCUGAAUGAGAAGUGAGAAGGUUUUUAUACUCUGGGAUGCAACCGACAUGUUCAAAUGUUUGAAAUCCCACAAUGUUAGACCAAUCUUAAGUUUCGUAAGUUAUUUCCUUUAAGAUAUCUAUUAAACAGAAAUCUAAGUAGAA